GUUUAGUUGUUUGGUUUGUGUAGGAUCGAUCAUCAAACAAGUUGCUGUUCAAAGUUCACGAAAAACAAACAACAGAGUAGAAAUUCUUAUCAAUCCAUUCAGCUCACAAGUUAUGAUAUUCUGAUUCUUCGUUUAUCCAAAAGAUGGCGUCGAAAAACAGCAGCAGCAGUUUUGACUUUGAUGUUUGCAUGUCGACUUACAAUCAUGUUUUCCAACCUGAUGUUUUGAACAAUAAGGUGGCCUUCAUCACAGGAGGAGGGUCUGGAAUAUGCUUCACUAUUGCAGAAGUUUUUAUGAGGCACCAGUGUGACACAGUCAUUGCCAGUCGGAAUCUUCAGAGAGUCGAGCAGGCAGCCAAGAAGUUAGAGGCAGCCACCGGGCGAAGGUGUAUGCCAGUCCAACUCGAUGUCAGAAAGCCGCAAGAUGUCCUACGUGGGGUUGAUGCGGCACUCGGCCACUUUGGCAAAAUUGAUAUUCUUGUGAAUGGUGCUGCUGGCAAUUUCCUUGCACCAGCCAGUGGUCUCUCCUUCAAUGGUUUUAAGACGGUGAUUGAGAUUGAUACACUAGGAACAUUCAACACAUCAAAGGCCGUCUACGAUAAGUAUAUGAAGAUCCAUGGCGGUGUAAUCAUCAAUAUCUCUGCAACACUUGCGUACCGUGGACAGCUAUUUCAGGUUCAUGCAUCUGCUGCCAAAGCUGCCAUCGAUUCCAUGACGAAAUCUUUGUGUAAUGAGUGGGGAGCCCAGGGUAUCCGUGUGGUUGGAAUUGCCCCUGGACCAAUCGCUGACACGGAGGGAAUGAGAAAGCUUGGAGGUGCCGCCCUCAACGAGCAAGAUAUGGAUAGAGCGUUUAGGAAUCUACCCCUACAGCGAUUGGGAACCAAAUGUGACAUAGCGGACUGCGCUGUCUUUGCUGUUAGCUCAGCGGCUAGUUACAUCUCGGGCCAUACUAUAGUAGUGGAUGGAGGAUGCUGGAUGACAGAUGAUAACAAUAUGGACGCGGUUAUAAAACGAUUAGGUAAUUCAAAGCUGUAAAUGUGGGUGAUAACUCCCUUUAUGAAACUGUUACAUUUAGUUCAAGGGGUCGAUUUCACAAAGAGUUUAGUCUUAAAAGAUCUUAAAAACUUUAGGGUAGUCCUAAGUUAGGACGAGUAACACAUCCUGACAUGAGAUAAGACUAGUCUUAACUCUUUGUGAAAUCCACCCCUGGACUGUCGUAAUAAUAGAUAGUAUAUUUGGGUCGCUUUCACCAAGAGUUAGGAUGAGUCUUAGGAGAUCUUAAAAACUUUAGGCUAGUCCUAAGUUGAGCUGAGUAACCUCGUCCUGACUCGAGAUAAGACUAGUCUUAACUCAUUGAAACCUGCUGAAAAUGUUAAUGAUUUUUAAAACUACAUCGGUUCGUGAAAACUUCCCUGUUCUAUUACUGCUACUUCAGGUCUGAUUAGUGCUAGGUUAAGAUGAAUCCGGGUAAACCAUGGUCAAUUUAUGACAGUACAGUUGAGCUAAAUUGAUUUCAGUUAUGAUUUUUAUGUUCCAUUUCUGUAAUUGCAUUAAUAAUACCAUUAUCGGUGUAGAAAGCUAUGGUUAUUAAUUUGUGUUACUGUUUUCGGAAAUGUUAGCCAAGGAUACCUCAUGUGAACUUUAACACUGUAGCUUACAAGCCUGAGGAAUGUACAUGUACUAAGGUGAUUGCUAUGUUAACCAGAAACGCCAGGGUUAACCCCUACUCUUCCACAAUAAGUGUUUUGGGUCCUUUUUCGUGCACUACCAAUCCUAGUGCAGAGGACCUUGGGCUUAAUAUCCCAUCGGAAAGACGAAGCAACUAUGAUCAAGUAUCUUGUGCAAGACCAGGACUAAAACAAGACCAGGACUAAAACCCACACUCUGCUGAUCAACUACACCAGGGCCCAAUUCGAUAGAAGCUGCUAAGCACAAAAUUUGCUUAGCAUGAAAUUUUUCCUUGAUAAAAACAUGAUUACCAACAAAAUUUCCCUUUGUCUCAUAUUACUUGUUACUUAUAUUCAGCUGAUGUUUGCUCAUCCUGAAAAAUCAUGUGGAAAUAUGGUUGGUAAUCCUG
Messenger RNA from Asterias rubens (European starfish), 2076 nucleotides. Its product is annotated as peroxisomal 2,4-dienoyl-CoA reductase-like. The transcript has 9 exons. The record is from RefSeq and is a predicted model, not a curated record. The coding region runs from base 144 to 1034 and encodes 296 amino acids. Gene Ontology annotation, molecular function: 2,4-dienoyl-CoA reductase (NADPH) activity. Gene Ontology annotation, biological process: fatty acid catabolic process. NCBI's taxonomy places the organism in Eukaryota, Metazoa, Echinodermata, Asteroidea, Forcipulatida, Asteriidae.